GUCACGUUUUCUCCUAGCCAAUCGCAGCCCUGCUUUAUUAUGACACCGUGGGAUUCCGCGAAAUUGUUUCUUGGAGUUGAGAAAAAGUGCUCCGCACAGCUUCAACCAGGCGAGUUGACGCAUGUAAGCCAGGGGAGAAGGAGCACAUCGUGACAACAACAACAUCGAUUAUAUUGGCGGCUAUUGAUCUGCAAGUUAGGCCGACUAUCGAUAAUAGGUACGCGUUAUACUAUUAUAGGGUUGUGUCGAUCCGCCCUGCUUCAGUAUCCAACAACCCCUGUCGGAGGAGGAUGGUCACAUCGAAGACGACACGUGUGGAUUGUUAGCCACAUGUUUCCUGUGGCCGAGUGUGAUUAGCAUUAUUCAGUCGACAUUUAUUGGAGAUCAUUCAUUCUUGGCGUCAGUCGGAUCCUCGUAGUGCCACGGGGAGCUGAAGCGAUGAUGUCGGAGUGUGAACCGGCCGCAGAGCGGGUCUCCUCCCAGCGGCCCCCGGGUAGUGGUAGUCCCGACGCGCUGCUGCCCACAGAGGACAUGCACAAAGAGAAUCAGGAGAACAGAACUUUGUUGAUGGUCGCGAUGAUCCUGCUGGACUUGAACAAAUGUAUCCCCGGAGGAGGAGGAGGCGCCAAGUGUCUUGUGGCGCAGGCCGACGAGAACACCCGCGACAAGGUGGACCGCCGGUCGGACAGCGAGGACACUCUGGCCCCGGUGCCGGCACCGACUCAUUACCGGAAUAAAAAAUCAGCAAUCAGGCACGAGUCUCCCGAGAAGAAGCACAGCUGCCCGUUCAGCGGUUGCGGGAAAAUGUAUGGAAAGUCGUCCCACCUCAAGGCUCACUUAAGGGUCCACACCGGGGAGCGUCCGUUCGAGUGCACCUGGAAAGAUUGCGGUAAGAAGUUUUCGCGGUCGGACGAGCUGACCCGGCAUUACCGCACGCACACGGGAGAAAAGCGCUUCAACUGUCCGCUGUGCGACAAGUGCUUCAUGAGGAGCGACCACCUGACGAAGCACGCCCGGCGGCACGCGGGCUUCCAGCCAAGCAUGCUGCAGUGCCCCAGCGCGGCCAAGAGGCGGCGCUGCUCCCUGUCCGUCUCCUCGUCCGACUCUGGAGACCGAAGUCCCGCUGGGUUUUAGGUUAAGGACGCACUCCCAUUCAGACGCAGGAGAACCCAUGUGCACGGGAGGACGAACGCAGUAAAUAAUGUAAAUAAUUAAAACGAGAAAAAAAAAUAUCAAACGCAUGACUAUGUGCAGAUGUUCUCUGUAAAUAUUGCAAACGCAGUGUAAAAUUAUCUUUCCAUUUCAAAAAGUCAAUCUUUGAUACUACCUAGAAUCAGCGGUCAUUCUACUGUGAGUCUCCUUUCUUAUUUCUAAAGUUCAGAAACAGCUAGGUCACAUGUACUGAGCUGGUCAGGUAACUCAGAUUUUUUUAUACUUGAAUAAUGUGCAAAUGAGAAGCCUUUUGUGUAUAGCUUUCUAGAUGAACGCAGACCUAUAAAGAGGAGGAAACAGUAAAUAAAUCACACAUUCAAUGAAUGUGUUGGAAUCUUGUUCAAUUAUUUACAGACUGUGUUAAUAGGCUUAGACCAAUUCAGGAAAAAUAUGUAUUUUGCUGACGAGUUAUGGAAGUGAUCUAUGUAAUAUAUCGAUUUUAGUUCAAACGAGGCCUUUGUUUGUCCAACAGUAUAAUAAUACACUAGAAUUAGCUUAAUGUUAAACUGGGUAUAUUGAAGUAAAAGCAUUUAGAGUUGAAUAUAGUUGUGUAUUGAUUAGGGUUAAAGUAUUGUAUAGUAGAUAUUAUAUACCUACUAUACUAGAAGAUAAUAGGGAUAGCUACUAACAUCAGUUCAUACCUUGUUCACUCUGUUAUCAGCCAGCUGGUUCGCGAGAUAAUUAUUCAUAGUAAUCAUUAAAUAGUCAAUUUCCUGUCUCUUCCAGGAAUUACAUUAAUAUUGAUGCAAAGGAGACAGAACGUAUGCAAGUAUUAAUUGCAAAGCUUUAUAGCAGAAAUAUAAGGUCAUUCAAUGUCUCACUCACAGUAGUCUGGACUCUGGAUUCUAGUAGGUUAUGACAUUAUUGGGUCAUAACUACAUUUUAUGUUAUGACCAUUUAUGUUAAGGCAUUGAGGGAAUGGUGGAUUGUUGUUUUAUUGCAAGGAAAUAUAAGUUAUACCCCUGGGGAGAAUUGGAAGCACACAGACGAUUCAUUUCAGAUGCAUGAUUCUGUGUGCUUCUUAGGAUUAUCUCUUCCGUAACGUGUGAAAUUAUUUAAAAAGGAAGUACUUUGUUAUGAAAUUUUGUGGAAUCAGACUGUUUUGAUAACGACAAUAAAUCUCCAAAUGCCAUUUAAUGCUUAGAGAAACCCAUAGAACAGACUCUUCCCAUGCCAACCCCAGUGUAAAGUGAGAACAGAUUCCCACCUUAAAGCAUCAAAUGACUCCGACGUUGUUGCCUUUCAGCCUGAAGCCUUUACUUUGGAUUCUGCUUGCUGCUUGUGUUCUAGGCCACUGUACAGGGUUACCCAGGGUCCAUCACAGGGGCUUGGAAAUUGUCAUGUUCAUGGAGGGAAAUGUGCUCCUCUUGGUUCUAACAAUAAACUCAAGAGGUCUUUCUAAA
Gadus morhua (Atlantic cod) is the source of this 2615-nucleotide messenger RNA. RefSeq names its product Kruppel like factor 9 (gene klf9). The record is from RefSeq and is a predicted model, not a curated record. The coding region runs from base 439 to 1134 and encodes 231 amino acids. Gene Ontology annotation, biological process: regulation of transcription by RNA polymerase II. The transcript has 2 exons. Gene Ontology annotation, molecular function: RNA polymerase II cis-regulatory region sequence-specific DNA binding; DNA-binding transcription factor activity, RNA polymerase II-specific. Lineage: Eukaryota; Metazoa; Chordata; Actinopteri; Gadiformes; Gadidae.